AUGUCGGAGUCUAACAAUGCAGCUGGCGAGAAGCCUAAGAAGUCCUUGAUUCUCAAUGCAUUUGUGGAGAUGUGCAGUGGACACCAGUCUCCUGGACUGUGGCGACACCCAGAAGAUGAAUCCCAUAAAUUUAACGAUAUCGAUCACUGGGUAGAACUUGCUCAACUACUCGAGGCCGCCAAGUUCCAUGGAAUCUUCAUCGCUGAUGUUCUUGGAGGCUAUGAUGUAUAUAAGGGACCCCGAAACCUAGAUCCAGCAGUUAUCUCUGGUGCUCAAUGGCCAGUGAAUGAGCCUCUGGCCGUAGUGCCGGCUAUGGCGGCCGCGACCAAAAACAUUGGGUUCGGAGUGACAGUCACGACGACCUAUGAGCAGCCCUACCAUUUGGCACGUCGUCUAUCAACAGUCGACCAUCUUACUAAAGGACGGUUGGGUUGGAAUGUUGUAACUGGAUAUCUCGACUCUGCAGCCCGAAAUAUGGGCCAGGCCGAACAACCACAUCACGAUGACCGAUACGCCGUGGCAGAAGAAUACGUCAAGGUAGCCUACAAGCUCUGGGAGUCAUCCUGGCGCCAAGAUGCCGUGGUCCUAGAUCGCGAGCGAGGCGUCUACACCGAGCCCUCACGAGUGCGACAAAUCAAUCACUCAGGCAAGUAUUUCAAUGUACCUGGCCCGCAUCUCUGCCAGCCAAGUCCACAGCGCACGCCCGUGAUCCUUCAAGCGGGAACAUCCAAGGCUGGAAAGACAUUUGCAGCGCAACACGCUGAAGCUAUUUUCGUCGCGGGUCAUAGUCCCGCCGUCGUCGCCAAGAACGUCGCCGAGAUCCGCCAGCUUGCGAAGAGUGAGUAUGGGCGCGAUCCGCAGAGCAUCAAGUUCCUGGCUCUGCUUUGUCCGGUGCUCGGUCGGACAGAGGAGGAAGCGCUAGAGAAGUUCAAGUAUUAUCGUAGUUUAGGCUCGAUUGAUGGGGCUUUGGCGCUCUUUGGCGGCUGGACGGGGAUUGAUUUGGAUACGUAUGGUGAGGAUGAGGAGCUGAGGCAUGUGGAGAGCAAUGCUAUUCGUUCUGCUGUUGAAGGCUGGUCGAAAGCCACUCCAGAGGUCGCAAAAUGGACAAAAGCCACUGUGGGCCAGCAUAUCACUGUUGGUGGUCUGGGUGCCACUCCUGUUGGUACAGCGGCGCAGGUGGCUGACAACAUGGAACGCUGGAUCAAAGAGGCCGAUGUGGACGGUUUUAACCUGGCCUAUGCGGUCAAGCCAGGUUCCUUCAAGGACGUCAUUGAUUUGCUGAUCCCUGAACUACGUCGUCGUGGUUUGUUCUGGGAUGACUAUGCGGUACAGAAAGGAACAUACCGCGAGAAUCUGAACGCGACGCCUGGCCAAUCUGGUCCUCGAAAUGACCAUCCUGCGGCGAAGUACAGGUGGAAGGCAGGAGUUGAUGCUGCUGACCAUCCAGUUCCGGAAAACUGA
Molecule: messenger RNA, 1461 nt
Organism: Penicillium longicatenatum
Lineage: Eukaryota; Fungi; Ascomycota; Eurotiomycetes; Eurotiales; Aspergillaceae
Product: LLM class flavin-dependent oxidoreductase
Exons: 8
Coding region: 1-1461 (486 amino acids)
Molecular function (GO): monooxygenase activity; oxidoreductase activity, acting on paired donors, with incorporation or reduction of molecular oxygen
Source: RefSeq, a predicted model, not a curated record